Perca flavescens (yellow perch) is the source of this 1861-nucleotide messenger RNA. RefSeq lists its product as uncharacterized. Gene Ontology annotation, cellular component: nucleus. Gene Ontology annotation, molecular function: DNA binding. The transcript has 2 exons. The record is from RefSeq and is a predicted model, not a curated record. Bases 131 to 1861 code for a protein of 576 amino acids. Lineage: Eukaryota; Metazoa; Chordata; Actinopteri; Perciformes; Percidae.
UGUGUCUCUCUCUCUGUGUGUGUGUGAGUGUGUGUGUGUGUGUGUGUGAGUGUGAGAGAAUUGUAUUUCCUUUACAGGAGCAUCAAGCCCAAAGAAAAAGUGGAUAUAGAAAUUGCCACUUUGGUUGAAGAUGCCCAACAUCAGGCAGAUGAGGAAGAGGGAGAGGAAGACCAAAAAAUGGACCCAAGAGGCAAUGGACCAGGCCAAGCAGGAGGUGGAAGCAGGCAGGCUCUCUCUACGGCAGGCAGCCAUGAGGUUUGGGGUCCCUAAGUCCAGCCUGAGUGACCGAGUCAGCGGAAGAGUGGCCUCCGAUUUUUCCAUCUGUCGGAGGUCACUCCUCACCCAUGCAGACGAAGACUCCCUGGUGGAGUACUGUCUGUACUCUGCUCUGCAUGGGUUUCCGCUGACAAAGCCUCAGGUCCUGGCCCACGCUCUGGCCAUCUACAACCUCCGCCACCAGGAUGCGCAGAGGACCGCGCUUGGCCAGACGUGGUGGAUAAACUUCAGGGAACGGCAAAAAGAUCGCCUAACAUCCAGGACCCCAGACUUCAUUGACCGUGGGAGGGCAUCCUGUGCUAAGAGGGGGCCCAUAGAAGACUAUUUCCGGCUCCUCACCACCACCCUGGAGGAGCAUGUGCUGAGGGAGAAACCCCGUCAGAUUUAUAACUGUGACGAGACGGGGUUUCAGCUGGAAACCAACAGACGGCAAGUCAUCGUGCCCCGGGGGACCAAGCAUGCAUACAGGCAGGCCCAGGGAACAAGGGAGCACAUCACUGUCCUGGCCUGCCUGAACGCGGCUGGGGAGGAUAUCCCCCCAUUUAUCAUCUACAAGGGGGGAUAUCCAGGGGGCCCCUACAAUAAAGUAGGAGUUCCCAAUGCCCUCUACGGGAAGUCGCAGGCAGGGUACAUAGACAGUGAGCUGUUCAGGAAGUGGUUUGUCGGGCACUUCCUGAAGUUUGCCACCCAGGAGCGCCCGCUGCUGCUGUUAAUGGACGGCCACAUGUCCCACCUGGAUCCAGAGCUUGUCCGGACGGCACAGAGGGAGGGGGUCAUUCUCCUUUGCCUGCCACCACAUACGUCUCACAUCCUUCAGCCACUGGAUGUGAGUUUCUUCGGACCCUUGAAGGCAGAUUUCUCUGGUGUUACAGGAGAUCUGUCGGCAGUGAACCACUCCUUCAUGGUUUCCAAGAAGGAGUUUUCAAGGGUCUUAAGGGACUCAUACCAGAGGGUGAAGGAUCGGGGGCUUGUGGUGGCUGGGUUUAGGAAGAGUGGCCUUUACCCUCUGGACCCGAUGGCCAUUGACUGGUCACGGGUCAUGCCGUCCGGGCGUGGGACCUCCUCACCACUUCCACCAACCCCAUCGGCAUCUUCCUGGGCUGGGCCUGAUGUUACCCACCCCAUAACACCCUCACCCCCACCACAGAGUCCACCUACCCACCCCAUAACACCCCCCCCCCCACCACAGAGUCCACCUACCCACCCCAUAACACCCCCCCCCCCCACCACAGAGUCCACCUACCCACCCCAUAAUACCCCCACCCCAAAGUCAACCAGCCCCUAUCCUUCAUCCCCAGAAUCCACCAGCCAAUCCCUACCUCACCCAUCCCCUGGUAACAUCAGGCCGGAUAACAGUAGAUCUGGCCCACCUCCUGGCCGAAAUAAACUACAACAAAAGCACUGGCAAGGUCAGGAGGAAUAUCACCAAGGCCAGGAUACUGACAGCCCAGGAGAUGUCCGACACCAUCGAGGAGGUGGAGGACCGUGCUGCAAGGCAGGAGGCCCAAGCUCUGGCCAGAAGAGACCGAGAGCAGCAGCGGGCCAGAGACACCAGCCCGGCAGCCACUUCCUCUACCCUGCCUAG